Cladophialophora psammophila CBS 110553 is the source of this 891-nucleotide messenger RNA. RefSeq lists its product as uncharacterized. The transcript has a single exon. Lineage: Eukaryota; Fungi; Ascomycota; Eurotiomycetes; Chaetothyriales; Herpotrichiellaceae. Bases 1 to 891 code for a protein of 296 amino acids. The record is from RefSeq and is a predicted model, not a curated record.
AUGCGGUUCUCAGUUGCCGCCUCGGUUGCGCUCAUCGUUGCCGUGAUGAGCAUCCUUGUCUCUGCCCUGCCCACCUACAUCAACAACGCGGGCAUCAAAACGAUCGCCAAGAGGCCCUCUCCGAAGUCGGGAGCCAUCCCUCCCAUUGCGUGCUACGGCGCCGCGGAGUACACCCCUGUCGCAAACAAGCAGGGGGAAGCAGAAUGGGCUGCGCCAGAAGAGGGCGCCGAAACAACCGCAACAGAGGCCUUCAAGGCAAAAGCUGAAGCGCUCAAGGAGAUCGUCAACGCCAAUCCCAGCGCGCUGGCUGAGAUACAGGAUCGCGGCGACGGCUACAUAGGCCAGUCGAUCGUGUACAACAACUGCCCCUUUGCCGUGCACAACAACAUUGUGCACGCACCGCGUCCUGGGGUCGAUGCCCCGCCGGAGGAGAUGUACUCCAUCCUCCACCCAGGUGCGGAGCUCUCGCACCCCUUCGCCCACGACCCUCGCAUGGGCAUCAGCUGGAAACUGUGGCGCACCGACGUCGAGAACACGGCGCCGGUCCAGUUCGAGUGGACGUGGGACAACACCUUCCAGAGGACCUGGUACGAUCUCAGCAUGAUUAAUGCCGGAGAUGCCGGGUGGCUCAACGAGGACGCCCACGAGGGGGAAGCCAUCGUCAGCGACGAGGACGGGCUGGGCGCUUACGUUGGAAAGGUCGGUAUCAGGCAUGCCUUCAAGGACGAGGGCAUGACCUUGGUCCCAGACCGCACUGAGGGCAACUGUGUCCCACUACAGUGUGCGCCUGGCGAGGAGUAUUGUACCGCUUCGUACAAUGCCCACAACGACUGGGGCCAGCAGCAUGACUGCAGGGAGGGGGUCGACUUGAAGUUGACGCUGUGUGGUUGA